AAAAAUUUCCAAACCAAAAUCCCUAAAUUAAGAACUGCGGCGACGAAAUCAGCAUAACAGAGAAAAAGACUGACAAAAAAGACGAUGGGAGUUGAGAAGGAAAUUCUUAGGCCUGGAACUGGACCCAAGCCAGUACCUGGUCGCAAGGUCACUGUUCACUGUACUGGUUAUGGCAAAAAUGGUGAUCUCUCCCAGAAGUUUUGGAGCACAAAAGAUCCUGGGCAGGAACCUUUUGCAUUUAAAAUUGGCCAAGGUUCUGUUAUAAAAGGAUGGGAUGAAGGUGUUCUAGGAAUGCAAGUGGGAGAAGUUGCUCGCCUGCGGUGCUCUCCGGAUUAUGCUUAUGGUCCAAGUGGAUUUCCUGCAUGGGGAAUACAACCAAAUUCUUCUUUGGUUUUUGAGAUUGAAGUCCUCAAGGUGGAGUGAACACUUUCUGGGAUGUGGACAGUAAAAAUCUAUGCAGAACAACUUGUGUUCUAGCCAAAGUAUCUAAAUUAUUAUGUGAUACGAAUAUGCUAUCUAUCAGACGUAUCUCUAUUAUGUGAUACGAAUAAUGCUAUCUUUGGAGUAUUGCUUGAUGAGUACUUUUAAGUCAACAUUGCCCCUUUGAGUAAAUGUGUUCACUGUGUUCUGAUCUUA
Messenger RNA from Humulus lupulus (European hop), 636 nucleotides. RefSeq names its product peptidyl-prolyl cis-trans isomerase FKBP12. The record is from RefSeq and is a predicted model, not a curated record. Lineage: Eukaryota; Viridiplantae; Streptophyta; Magnoliopsida; Rosales; Cannabaceae. Bases 85 to 423 code for a protein of 112 amino acids. Gene Ontology annotation, molecular function: peptidyl-prolyl cis-trans isomerase activity. The transcript has 5 exons.